UUCACUCCUAAGCAUCGGCGAUUUCACUCCGCUCAGGAUAUUGAUCCAGCCGACGUUUCACCUUCUUUUUGCUGCUUUGAUUGGGUGUACUAAAAAGGCCCCAUCCCCUGGGCGCUCGCUGGCCUUCUUGUCAUCCGCUGCAAGGAAAAGACUACGUUUGCCGAAAAUAUAAAGAAGAUCGAGAAUGACCGAGUACGACUGGGAUAAGGAAAGUACUUCAGCUUCAAAUUCAGACACAGAAAUGAAACCUGAACAACUGCCUACUUGUGUGAACGCCGGCAAUCCUGUGUUUUCAUGCAUGAUGGAUCCAAAGACGCUCCGUACAGCUACCUCACUAUCAGAACCGAAGAUGAUUAUGUAUAAAACCAAUUCAAGUGCUUAUGGUGAAUUUUUACCUAUGCCACAGUUUUUCCCCUGCAUCUAUACUCCAAAGGGGCAAGCAUUUUCAAGUCAUAUCAGAGCUACAGGAUUUUAUCAAAAUAACACUCUAAACACUGCAGCUGACAGAACCAGAACCCUUGAUUUUCCUAAUUUUCAGCGCACUCUAUGA
Molossus molossus (Pallas's mastiff bat) is the source of this 550-nucleotide messenger RNA. It is a transcript of the gene PIERCE2, whose product is annotated as chromosome unknown C15orf65 homolog. The transcript has 2 exons. Gene Ontology annotation, biological process: axoneme assembly. The record is from RefSeq and is a predicted model, not a curated record. Lineage: Eukaryota; Metazoa; Chordata; Mammalia; Chiroptera; Molossidae. Gene Ontology annotation, cellular component: axonemal microtubule. The coding region runs from base 185 to 550 and encodes 121 amino acids.